AUGAUCUUCGAGCUAAAGAAAGAUCCAGCUGUUAAGAGCCUGGAUUACCGGGAACUCAUCGCGAAAUCCCUGGGCAGCGAUGCAAAUGUCAGGGCUCUUUCACAGGAGGCGGUGAUCGAGUGCAGGGAUCUGGAUGCGGUCACGACAGAAGAGGAACUGAGAUUUGCCCUAACCGAGCAGUGUAAGCUGGAUGUUCCGGUGCAAAUUCGGUUAAGGAAAGCGUUUGGAGGCACCCAGACGGCGGCGAUUCGCUUACCGGUUGACGCUGCAAACAAGCUGGUGGAGAUCGGCAAGAUAAAAGUCGGCGAAAUUCUAUCACUAACCAAGGCCAACGAAUGGAAAUACGUACCGUCAAAACUCAACGUGAUCGAUGAUGCAACAAAAUGGAAAGGCAAUCCGGAUUUCACCAAGGAAGGUGUUUGGUUCAGCGGGCCGAAGUUUCUUUGUCAAACUGAAUCAGCAUGGCCAGUUCAGCCGAAGACGAAGGAAACUACAGAAGAACAGAUGGGUCAUCUACUUCAUCACCUAGAAGAAUCGUCCGAUACUGUCAUCGAUGUGAACCGAUUUUCAAGUUGGCAUCGUCUACUCCGGACGGCUGGAUUUGUUUGUAGGGCAGUCAAUAAGUGGAAGAACUUCAGAACAGAAGACCGAUCGCAAGCCUGGUUGUCUUCUAAGGAAUUCGUGGAAGCAGAGAAUCUUCUAUUGAAGCAAGUCCAGAAGGAAGCAUUUGCGGUGGAAUAUCGUCUACUGGAGACAAGCAGUGACGGCACAAUCAAGCCAAUUGUGAACAAAGCCAGUUUGCUGUAUAAGUUGUCUCCAUUCUUGGACCAAGCCGGAGUUAUACGGAUGGGAAGCCGAAUUGGAGCUGCUCCCUUUGUUCCAUACGAAGCGAAAUAUCCCAUCAUUUUGCCGAAAAAUCACAAAGUGACACGUCUUCUCACAGAUAGCCAUCACCGCCGUUUACUGCACGCCAAUAACGAAACGGUGGUGAAUGACAUGAGGCAGCGAUACUAUAUUCCAGCACUACGUCGCAUUGUGAGAAAGGUGGUAUCCGAAUGUCAGUACUGUAAAAAUUUGAAAGCUGUUCCUCAAGUUCCGCUAAUGGCGCCUUUACCAAGAGCACGACUAACUGCUUUUGUGAAGCCCUUUGCGUACAUUGGGGUCGACUAUUUUGGCCCUAUGUUAGUCACGGUAGGACGGAAGCAAGUUAAGCGCUGGAUUGCCUUAUUCACGUGUUUGAGCAUAAGAGCAGUCCAUAUGGAGGUGGUACAUAAUUUAUCGACCAGUUCGUGUAUCAAGGCUUUUCGACGAUUCGUGGCUCGACGCGGAGCACCUCUCGAGGUGUAUAGCGACAACGGUACCUGUUUUGUUGGCGCGAACAGACAACUUCGGAAGGAGAUACGGAUGAUCAACGAAGGUUGCGCAGGAACAUUCACGAACGCCCGGACGAAAUGGGUAUUUAACCCACCCGCAGCACCACACAUGGGUGGACUGUGGGAAAGAAUGGUGCGAUCGGUUAAAACUGCUAUGCAGGCCAUUGGAUCGAGUCAACGCCAUCCAAAUGAGGAGACCUUCGAAACUAUUGUCCUGGAGGCCGAAUCAGUGGUCAAUUCACGGCCCCUGACCUACAUUGCACUUGAAUCAUCCGACCAGGAGGCGCUUACACCAAGCCAUUUUCUUCUAUAUGGUACGCAGGGAGUUAUCCAACCAUCAGUUCAGCCGUUGCAGUAUAGUUGCGCCCUCAGAGAUAGUUGGACGUUGGCUCAGUGGACGAUUGACGAAUUUUGGCGUCGAUGGAUACGGGAAUAUCUACCGGUAUUGACAAGGCGGUCCAAGUGGUUCGAGCGGGUGAAGCCGAUUCAAGUGGACGAUACGGUGAUUGUGGUAGAUGGCAAUUCAGCGAGAAACGAAUGGUUGAAGGGAAAAAUAGUUGAGAUUUUCGUUGCUCCAGAUGGACAAGUGCGGAAAGCAAAGAUUCAAACCACCAAGGGAAUCCUCUUGAGACCGGCAGCUAAGAUAGCAGUAUUAGACGUUCGAGCACUGCACAGUCGCUACUCCCUUGCGCCGAAUAGUGGCCGUAAGCUUCGACCUCCGCCGACCCGGCUUGUUGGGCCCUCGACCCGAGGCCUCAGCUCCUCCUAUUCAGGAAACGAUCUGCCGUACUGA
Messenger RNA from Aedes albopictus (Asian tiger mosquito), 2166 nucleotides. RefSeq lists its product as uncharacterized. Gene Ontology annotation, biological process: DNA integration. The record is from RefSeq and is a predicted model, not a curated record. NCBI's taxonomy places the organism in Eukaryota, Metazoa, Arthropoda, Insecta, Diptera, Culicidae. Gene Ontology annotation, molecular function: nucleic acid binding. The transcript has 3 exons. Bases 1 to 2166 code for a protein of 721 amino acids.